Peromyscus leucopus (white-footed mouse) is the source of this 2749-nucleotide messenger RNA. RefSeq names its product UTP15 small subunit processome component (gene Utp15). Gene Ontology annotation, molecular function: protein binding. Lineage: Eukaryota; Metazoa; Chordata; Mammalia; Rodentia; Cricetidae. Gene Ontology annotation, cellular component: nucleolus. The coding region runs from base 254 to 1840 and encodes 528 amino acids. The record is from RefSeq and is a predicted model, not a curated record. The transcript has 13 exons. Gene Ontology annotation, biological process: positive regulation of transcription by RNA polymerase I; rRNA processing.
GACGUCAUCCCCCCGCGACGCGCUCCCGCGCCCUUGCGUUUCCGGCUCCUGGCGGGUCCGCGUGAGUUUGAGCGAGUGCUGCAGAGACGUCCGCUGUAGGGAGCUGGCCCAGUCUGGGGAGUCGUCCUGGGGAUCGGGGUGCCCCGGUGGACCCUCGGGGCCCCCGCAGAGACAUAAGGCAGAGUCGCUGCAGUAAUCCUGACAUCAGUUCCAGAUUAUUGACCCCUGGACAACAGUGGAAUUAUAUGAAAUCAUGGCUGGUUAUAAACCUGUAGCAAUUCAGACAUAUCCUGUACUUGGUGAAAAAAUCACCCAAGACACUCUGUACUGGAACAAUUAUAAGACUCCUGUGCAGAUUAAGGAAUUUGGUGCGGUGUCCAAAGUAGACUUUUCUCCUCAGCCUCCAUAUAACUACGCAGUCACAGCCUCUUCAAGAAUCCACAUUUAUGGCCGGUACUCUCAAGAACCUAUAAAAACCUUUUCCCGUUUUAAGGACACAGCGUACUGUGCUACCUUUCGACAGGAUGGCCAAUUGCUUGUCGCUGGCAGUGAAGAUGGUGUGGUUCAACUUUUUGAUAUAAGUGGGAGGGCGCCCCUCAGGCAGUUUGAAGGUCACACAAAAGCAGUUCAUACAGUAGAUUUUACAGCUGACAAAUACCAUGUGGUCUCUGGAGCUGAUGAUUAUACAGUUAAAUUAUGGGAUAUUCCAAACUCCAAAGAAAUUCUGACAUUCAAAGAGCAUUCUGAUUAUGUGAGGUGCGGCUGUGCUAGCAAACUGAACCCAGACCUCUUUGUAACAGGGUCAUAUGAUCACACUGUGAAGAUGUUUGAUGCUCGGACAAAUAAAAAUGUUCUCUGUGUCGAGCACGGUCAGCCUGUGGAGAGCGUCCUGCUUUUCCCCUCCGGAGGUCUCCUGGUGUCUUCAGGAGGUCGUUACGUUAAAGUCUGGGACAUGCUAAAAGGAGGGCAGUUGCUCGUGUCUUUGAAAAAUCAUCAUAAGACUGUGACGUGCUUGUGUCUGAGCAGCUCUGGACAGAGGCUACUCUCCGGCUCACUGGAUAGGAAAGUCAAGGUCUACAGCACAACUUCCUACAAAGUGGUCCACAGCUUUGACUACGCAGCUUCCAUCUUGAGUCUGGCGCUUUCUCACGAAGAUGAGACGAUAGUUGUAGGAAUGACCAAUGGAAUACUGAGCGUUAAACACCGGAAAUCUGAAGCAAAGAAGGAAUCUCUCCAGAGGAGGAAGAGGCCUGCAUAUCGGACCUUUAUUAAAGGAAAAAAUUACAUGAAGCAACGGGAUGAUAUCAUGAUCAAUAGGCCAGUAAAGAAACAUCUAGAAUGGUAUGACAGGGACCUGAAAAGUUUUCGGAUCUCAAAGGCACUUGACAGAGUGCUUGAGCCUAACUGUGUAAUAAAGACGCCCGAGGUUACAGUUUCCAUCAUAAAGGAACUGAAUCGGAGAGGAGUUCUUGCCAAUGCUCUUGCAGGUCGGGACGAGAAGGAGAUUACCCGGGUUCUGAACUUUUUGAUAAGGAAUCUGUCUCAGCCAAGAUUUGCCCCUGUUCUGAUUAAUGCUGCUGAAAUAGUCAUUGAUAUUUACCUGCCUGUGAUUGGCCAGUCACCAGUAGUUGAUAAAAAGUUUAUAGUGCUUCAAGGACUCGUAGAAAAAGAAAUUGAUUACCAAAGAGAACUCCUAGAAACCUUGGGGAUGAUGGACAUGCUGUUUGCUACCAUGACAAGGAAUGAAAGUAUCUGUGUGUCGGAACAUGUACCUGCUAAACUCCCAGAAAAGAAGACAGAGUCACCCCGUCAGCCCAGUGACACAGACAAGGACUCCUAACUGGGAAUGGUUUGACUCUUAAUUAUGAAAAGAAAGCAUCUUUGAGACAUUCAAAAAGAGAAUUUACAGGAGUGUUAUGGAAGAGGCUGAAUUAACUCUAAUUGGGAAGUGAGCACCUGUUUGAAGAUGCGGUGUCCAUGUAUUAUUUUGAUUUGCUUUGUGGCUUCUUCCACUGGAAGGUCUUAGUUGUCUUGGUCACAAUGUCUGUCGACCUUGGAUGAGUUGAUACUGAUUUGAAUGGAGCCAAACCCUCAGUGACGUGGCCCUCUGGAGAGGGUUCCAAGUGGAGUCCUGCCAGGGGACAGAACCUUGGUUUUCCUUUUGUUUUUUACUUGUGCCUGGAAAGACCAAGAACAAACAGCAACAGCAAAACGUCUUUCACUGUACUCAAUGCCCCCGAGAACUUUUCUUGCUGGUAUUUUCCAAGUCCUGGGUCACACUUUCUCACCAGCUGCCUGUGGGACUGUCUUCCGAGUGGGGCAGAUCACUGGAUGCCGCUCCUGGAAGCGUAUUUAGGUGUGAGACGUCUUUGUUACCUACGAACUGAGCUCUCCAGCGCUGUUUCCUUUAGUCUCGCCUGUCUCUCUCACGACCAAGUCCAGAGAGAUCUGACUGAAGCAGGUCCCCUCCUCAGCGCGCUGCCUUUCUCCCUUCUCUGCCUCAGCUCUGGGACAAGGUUGUCCUUCCCUCACAGCAACGGCCUUUCAGCCUGUGCGUACGGUCGGGCCCUGUCUCCUGUGUGUAGCCCCCGGUAACAAUUCUCUUUGCUGUACUUACACUUCCUUUUCUCUGUUCUUCAUUCUGUGGGUCCAAACCUCAAACAGGAGCAGUUUGCUUUGAAAAAAAUGUGUUUUUGAAAGUUCAUUGUAAACCAUAUUUUUUAUAAAGAGAUUCUUUUCUUCUUCUUGA